Messenger RNA from Xenopus laevis (African clawed frog), 2085 nucleotides. It is a transcript of the gene acvrl1.S, whose product is annotated as activin A receptor type 1 S homeolog. NCBI's taxonomy places the organism in Eukaryota, Metazoa, Chordata, Amphibia, Anura, Pipidae. The transcript is spliced from 11 exons. The record is from RefSeq and is a predicted model, not a curated record. The coding region runs from base 282 to 1799 and encodes 505 amino acids.
AGGAAACUAAAGACAUUAAAAGAGCCAUGACGCGAGAGUGCAUAGUUUUCUUAUAAUCAAAACCAUGAGCAGACAGUUAGUGAAAGUUCCAGCCAGCUGAGAGAAGGGGCUGAUGUGCAGGGAACACAGACUGGACUUGAGCAAGGAAACCUGGAAGGUUUAUUUCAUGAACUGCAUCUCAGUGCCAGCUGCUUCUGUGUCACCUGAAAACCCAUUCAGGAAAAAAACAGAUUUCUUCAUGAAAAAAACUGCUGCCAAAAGAAUUAAUACUUUUUUCAGAGAUGAUGAUACAAAAACAAAUCUGGAUAAUUUCUCUUGUAAUUGUGACCUCAGCCACUGGCCCUGGAGACAAUGAUCAACAGGAUUCUGCAGAAGGGAGCAAAUAUUGGACUUGUGUUUGCAAUGAUCCCAGCUGCUCUGGGGAAACUUGUGUUGGAAGGGUAUGCUAUGUGGCUGAAAGUUAUUUGACUGAAUCUGAAGUCAUUUUCACGGUAAAGGGAUGUUACAAUAACAGCAUAAAGGAGCGUUGCAAUUCCAAAAUGAAAAAUCUAAUUGAAUUUUGCUGUGAGUCGGACUUUUGCAACAAAGACAAAUCUCUGAAUGUGAGCAAGACAACAAUGGAACGCUCAGUGGGUGCACUCCUUAUGGUGACAGUUCUCCCCUCCGCCAUCUUUGUAGUCAUCUUGUUCCUUGUCAUAGUCUGGGUUUGGAAAGCAAAACUACACAGAAGAAACAGGCUGUUGGCAAGGCCCAAUGACUUUGAUGAUGUAGACUUGCUUAAGGCAUCAGUUGUUGGUGACAGCACAUUGGGGGAAUUUCUGGAUGAGUACUGCACUACUGGCAGCGGCUCAGGACUUCCAUUUCUUGUGCAGAGGACUGUAGCUCGCCAAAUUACAUUGGUGGAGUGUGUAGGUAAAGGUCGAUAUGGAGAGGUGUGGAGAGGCACAUGGCAGGGAGAGAAUGUGGCCGUGAAGAUCUUUUCUUCCCGAGAUGAGCAAUCAUGGUUUCGAGAGACUGAAAUCUACAAUACAGUUUUGCUCAGACAUGAAAACAUUUUAGGGUUCAUUGCAUCUGACAUGACUUCUAGGAACUCCAGCACCCAGUUAUGGCUGAUCACACACUAUCAUGAUAAUGGAUCCCUUUAUGAUUAUCUUCAGAGGACUACUGUGGAUUCAGAGGGCUGCUUGAAAUUGGCUCUGUCCAUCAUUUGUGGCUUAGUGCACCUACAUGUAGAAAUUUUUGCUACUCAAGGCAAAGCCGCCAUUGCACAUAGAGACCUAAAGAGUAGAAACAUCCUUGUGAAAGACAAUAAACAGUGCUGCAUUGCAGAUUUAGGCCUGGCAGUUAUGCAUUCUCAGAACGGGGAUUACCUGGAUAUUGGGAACAACCCACGGGUUGGAACCAAGCGUUAUAUGGCACCAGAAGUCCUUGAUGAAACCAUACGCACAGAUUCAUUUGAGUCAUACAAACAGACAGACUUAUGGGCGUAUGGACUGGUUUUGUGGGAAAUAUGCAGAAGAACUGUUGUAAAUGGUUUGGUGGAGGAUUACAGGCCUCCAUUUUUUGAUGUUGUUCCUCAUGACCCAAGCUUUGAGGAUAUGAAGAAAGUUGUCUGCAUUGACCAACAGAGACCAAAUAUACCCAACACGUGGAGUUCAGACAAUAUAUUGUCUGCUAUGGCAAAGACCAUGAGGGAAUGCUGGUACCAGAGUCCAUCAGCCCGACUAACUGCUUUAAGGAUCAAAAAGGCCCUAAACAAGUUGAGAAGUUCCCUGGAUCAAACAAAGCAAGAAUGCUGAAAAGGCAUGAAAGUGGCAGACACACACAUAAACUAAGCACCAACAAGGACUGCCCUCAGUUAAUCUGGGCUCCUUCAUUAAACAAUCCUAUGCGCUGUUUAUACAAGCCUGAACACUGGAAACUUGGAACAAGCAAGCAAAGUACUUAUACUCUCUGGAAUAAGGACCUGCCUGUCUAGAUUUGUAACCAAAACCCUGAAAAUGAAAUCCAUUCUUUUAUUCGGAUCAUCCCAUGAUGAUCAGAAUUCAAACUUUAUAUUUCAGUACAUAAAGCAGUUAUAGUGUU